Molecule: messenger RNA, 2898 nt
Organism: Aaosphaeria arxii CBS 175.79
Lineage: Eukaryota; Fungi; Ascomycota; Dothideomycetes; Pleosporales
Product: RNI-like protein
Exons: 2
Coding region: 1-2898 (965 amino acids)
Molecular function (GO): protein-containing complex binding; protein binding
Source: RefSeq, a predicted model, not a curated record
AUGCGCAGGUACAGGUCAGGGAGUCCUACGGCUCAGGCAAAGGCGAAUGGCGGCGCCAUACCUGAUCCCUUCGCCAUGAUCCGCGCCUACGAAUCCGACUCCAAUCCUACAAAACCGAUCCGUCCCUCCCCCCUCACCGCUUCUACCAUACAGGGCCUGCCUUUGGACCUGCUCGAUCGGUUGCGCUCCUUCCCUCUCUUCGUGUCCGCCCCGGAAGCCUUCCUCGCCGCUAUCGGUACCCACCUCCGACCUCACGUCUACAGCCAGAACGACUACAUCCUCACCGAGGGCGACCAUGCAAAGGCCAUGUACUGGGUCGUCCGCGGGGCCGUCCGCGUCACCUCGAGGGACGGCGAGAGCACCUACGCGGAGCUCAAGCCGGGUGCCUUCUUCGGCGAGAUUGGCAUCCUCAUGGACAUUCCCCGCACCGCCACCAUCAUCGCGAGCAUGAAGUCAUUGAUAGUCCGCCUGAACAAGGAGGACCUCAAGAAGGAGUUACCAAACUUCCCCGCCGUCGAGCGUGCCAUCCGCGAGGAGGCCAAGGAGCGCCUGUCCAUCCUCGAGCGCAAGAAGAGGGAGAUUGGAUUCUCCGCCUACAAGAAGCCCAUCAUCGCCCUCGUCUCCCGCAACGGCAAGCGCACACGCGACCGCGUCGACGGGAGCGUGGAGACAGGCGACACCGGCGCCGUCGUCCGAGGCGGCGACGUCGUCAGUGCGUACAAGAAGAGGAAAUCCCCCAGCCCAGGCCUGGCCGAGGCCGCUGCAUUGAGCGCUUUCGGAAGUGGGAGCGUCAACAUAAGACACCUCCUCAAAGAGCUUCCCCUCUUCUCCAGCCUGCCCGACGACAUCCUCCACUUCAUUGGCUUGAACGCAACUCCGCGCUCUUUUCCUCCCUUCACCGACAUAAUACAGCAGGGCACCCAGGGUCGCGAUGUCUACUUCAUCGUCCGGGGAGAGGUCGAGGUGGUCAGCACCAAGGCGGAAGAGAACGGCCACCUCGCGAGCCGUAGGAAAUCGAUCGCUGCGGGCGAGAACAACUUUCCGCAGCAGGUCGUGGCUCGCCUCCGGGCGGGGCAAUAUUUCGGCGAAGUCGUGAGCCUGUCACUAGCACCCCGCCGGACGGCCACCGUCCGCUCGAUAUCGUCCGUCGAGUGCUUGAUGAUCGGCGGAGACGUCCUCAACGAGCUAUGGAACCGUUGCUCCGCAGACGUCCGCAACCAGGUCGAAUCGACCGCCAAAGAACGACUGAAAACUUCCAAGGAUUCGGACGUCGAGAUGAAGGAUGCGACGCAGGACCCGCCCAAGAUAGAUGGCUUGGUGAUUGCGGAUCUGAUCAUGCCUCGCACGCCCACGAAGAAGAAAGUGCCCACCGUCACGUUCGAGGAUCUUCCCGCCGCGAUAGACAGUCCCAUGACCCCUUCUCGGCGGGACGAGAAGAUGAUGGAGCCAUACGACCCUGAUCCGUUCCUAAAUGUAGACCUCGACAAUGUGCGGUCGAGAUCCAGACGUGGUUCUCUCGCGCCUCCUCCGCCCGAAUCCCCCACCAGCCCCUCCAGCGACCCCUUCUCCAAAUCGCCGUCUCCCAGCGGGACGCCGCUAUCGCCUUCCCCCUACCCCAAGCAUGCAUCGACCCCUCCCGAACCCACGUUUCCGAUCAAGAAGCCCAGAAUAGUGCGCCGCCCGAGCCGGCACGGCCAGGGCGUCCUCCCGGAUUCCCUGUUGGUCAGGAUCUUCAAGAGUUUAGACGUGUAUGAACUGAUGCAGAUGCGUCAGAUAUCAAUGCAUUGGCUCAAGAUCAUAACGACGUCUCCUGACAUCUUGCACACCCUCGACCUGACCAAAUACAAUCGCAGAGUGACAGACCGCGCCCUGGUGGACAUCAUAUGUCCAUUCGUCGGUACUCGUCCGACGCUGGUCGACGUCAGCAAUUGCUUCCACGUCACGGACGAGGGAUUUGCUGCGCUCGCCAACACCUGCGGACCCAAUGCAAAGGUGUGGCGGAUGAAGAGCGUGUGGGACAUUACCGGGCCUGCCGUGCUCGAGAUGGUGCAGAAGGCUAAGGGACUCGAAGAGGUGGACCUCAGCAACUGCAGAAAAGUGGGAGAUAACCUCCUUGCACGCGUCAUAGGAUGGGUGGUGCCUGAGUUGCCCCCCGCCAUGGCGAUGCAGCAGGCACAGAUGAGCAGCCGCCGUUCUUUUGGACAGCAGAUGGUCGGACCCAAAGGCCAACCAAUCCCCCAGCCUCUGCCGCCUGGGACCGUGGUGGGCUGUCCCAAGCUGAGACGAUUGACUCUGAGCUAUUGCAAGCACAUCACAGACCGAUCCAUGGCGCAUAUUGCCGUGCAUGCGGCUUCGAGAGUGGAGCAACUGGACCUCACAAGGUGUACGACGAUCACGGAUGUUGGAUUCCAACACUGGAGCGUGUAUUCCUUCCCUCGGCUGACGAAACUCUGCCUCGCGGAUUGCACCUAUCUGACGGACAACGCAAUCGUGUAUCUGACCAAUGCGGCGAAGAGCCUGCGGGAAUUGGACCUGUCGUUCUGCUGUGCUCUCUCUGACACAGCGACGGAGGUGCUUGCUCUUGGACUGCCCAAUCUGACCCAUUUGAAUCUCGCAUUUUGCGGAUCGGCCGUCUCGGACACCUCGCUGCGCUGCAUCUCCCUCCACCUUCUCGAAUUGAAGCAAUUAUCCGUUCGCGGCUGUGUUCGUGUGACGGGCACCGGCGUCGAGGCUGUAGUAGAGGGCUGCAGAGACCUGGAGCUGUUCGACGUUAGCCAAUGCAAGAACCUGAGCAGAUGGCUAGAAGCCGGAGGCGUCGAAAUUGUACGAAGCCGCGGGCGGAAGAUCAAGUUCGAGACCGUUACUGAUGGAAAAUGGCGAACCGCCAAAAAGAACUAG